AAACGCUCCACAUCGUAACAGCGCUCAACGUUUUGUCUCUGUGCUCUUAGUUUGGAAGGCCCCAGAGGUCGCCAGACUUCCUGUUAUGUCUGGCCGUCGGGGGAGCAUGACACAGCCCCCUCCUCCUCCUCCUCCCCCCGGUGAGCGUGCAGACAGUCUGGAUCCAGACGGAGUCGCACGCGGACGCGCCGACGGACGGACCUCCCGCCUCACGGACCCGGCAGCGGAUCACAGCCGAGCGGAGAGCGCCGAGCCCCGGUGACCAUGUCGGUGCUCGGCCCCGCCCCCAGCAGCGCAGACGCCUGUCUCAGCAUCGUCCACAGUCUGAUGUGCCACCGGCAGGGCGGCGAGAACGAGGGCUUUGCCAAGCGCGCCAUCGAGAGUCUGGUGAAGAAGCUGAAGGAGAAGAAGGACGAACUAGACUCCCUCAUCACCGCCGUCACCACCAACGGCGUCCACCCCAGCAAGUGCGUCACCAUCCAGAGGACGCUGGACGGCCGGCUGCAGGUAGCGGGUAGAAAAGGCUUCCCUCAUGUGAUCUACGCACGCCUGUGGCGGUGGCCAGACCUCCACAAGAACGAGCUGAAGCACGUCAAGUUCUGUCAGUUUGCCUUCGACCUGAAGUACGACAGCGUGUGUGUGAACCCCUACCACUACGAGAGGGUGGCGUCCCCUGCCACAGGUCCUCAGUCUCUCAUAAAGGAGGAGUUCAUGCAGGAGUGUCUGCAGAUCGACCUGCCCCCCCAUGCCGACCCCUAUGGCCACCCGCGGCCUGUCGGCAUGUAUCCCAGCAUGCCUUUGUCUCCCCCAGGCAGCAGCUCCAUGGUGCCUGCAGCUCUGACCGCCGGGGGGGUCGGCGGCGGUCUGGACGGACCCGGCCUCCUUCAGAUCGCUCCGCCUCCUAACCACGGGGGGCAGGCUUCACCGCCUCACUCAAAUCCCCCUCACACGCCCCAGCUCCCCCAUCCCCCCACCCCAGCCUCCCCACAUCAGCAGAGCCCAGAGUACAGCGGCCCCCACAAACCUGCCAAUUGGGCAGGUAACAGCCCUGCCUCCUACACCUCUGCAGGACCGCAGCACAGUGGGCGCAGCAACCAGCCACAUCCGCCAUUGCACCAUCAUCAUCCUCAUCUUCAUCAACAACACCACGCCCCCAACACUCACUUCUGGUCACAGCAUCACAGCACCGCUCCGUAUCCACAGCCAGUGUCCAACCACCCAGGUCCAGAGUUCUGGUGCUCCAUCUCCUACUUCGAGCUGGACGUUCAGGUUGGUGAGAUGUUUAAGGUCCAGUCCAGCUGUCCACUGGUGACCGUGGACGGGUACGUGGAUCCUUCGGGAGGAGAUCGAUUCUGUUUGGGACAGCUGAGCAAUGUCCACCGUACAGCUGCCAGCCACCGCGCCAGGCUCCACAUCGGCCGGGGGGUUCAGCUGGAGUGUCGGGGGGAGGGUGACAUCUGGAUGCGUUGCCUUAGCGACCACUCUGUGUUUGUCCAGAGUUUCUAUCUGGACCGGGAGGCGGGCAGAGCACCAGGCGACGGCGUUCAUAAGAUCUACCCUGGAGCAUACAUCAAGGUUUUCGACCUGCGGCAGUGUCACCGGCAGAUGCAGCAGCAGGCGGCAGCAGCUCGGGCAGCUGUGGAGACUCAGGCAGCCGCGGUUGUCGGUGCAAUUCCCGGUCCGAACAGUGUGGGAGGGAUCGCGCCUGCUGUCAGUGUGCGCUCAGCGGCCGGUCUGGGCGUGGACGACCUCCGCAGGCUGUGCAUCGUGCGGCUGAGCUUCGUCAAAGGGUGGGGGUGUGACUACCCACGGCAGAGCAUCAAGGACACCCCCUGCUGGCUGGAGGUACACCUGCACAGAGCGCUGCAGCUGCUCGACCAGGUGCUGCACACGCUGCCGCCGCGAGAGCACGCACUCUAGGACCUCCGCCGACAAACACACCGCAGCAGGUCAUCGGUCGGUUCACACGGGUUUCAGACAAUCAGCCGAUCGCAGCGUCUCGUUUCUGCUGUCGUUCGUUUCCGUGGAAACCAGCGUGACACGUUAAAGGGUCAGCUCACGCGAAGCGUCAUCGAGUUUCUGCUCGAGCACCCCCGCUGGCCUGCGGUUUAUUAGCUCCACCCCCUCAACAGGUGAACUGACCCUUUAAGCCUGAUGUCAGAAAUCAGCUGAUUACCAAAAAAUCCUCGUCAUCAUCAUCUUCCUCCUCCUGUCGGUUUUUAGUUCCUUUAGCUGAUUGUUGACCAAAGAGCCAUUCCUGUUUCUUUGAUGACAUCACAUCCUGUUUACGUUGCGUUUCUGCUCCCUCUGACAGUCACAUUAUUUAUUCUGUCGUCUGCUUUUUUUCUCACGUUUAACUCAUUUAAAGGCUUUUAUACUGAAAGGGUGUAAAGCUCUGAAUCAUCAGCUGUCUCUUCAAAUUAAAAGUCUCUGGUGGAUAAAGAUCUGCUUCGUCUUUGUUCGUCUUUCACUCUGCGUUCAGAAACGCUUCCAUAGGAACACUCCUCUCCAUCCACACUCAGUGAUCAGGUAGGGCGCUCCCAGGAAGUCCAUCAACGAUCCAGGUGACCUCUGCGGUCUCAGCUGACCCGAUGAUUAAUGAUCUGCGCUGGAAACGAUCAAACGAGGAGCUUCAUUCAUGAGAGCUGCUCCACUUAGGGCAGCAGGGAGCUGAAACAGAAACAGGCAACACCUGGUCCAUAAAAAAGGCCACACCCUCUUCAAUGUACUGACGCGCACAGACAAAUAAUCCAUCAGAUAUCGUCAGAUCCCCUGCGAGUGUCCCAGUAACCAAUCAGAUUUGGGCUACAUCACUACUGUUACACGUGUACCUUUGUCCAUGUUUUCAGAUGUUUUCUGAACGUAAAACAGACGGACGAAGACGUGUUUGGCGAUCGCAGGAAUUAAAGCAGCGAAUCUUUCUUUUACAGAUUUAAUCUUACUGGUUUGUGAAGAGAUUCUUCAUGAAUAAAGGCCAAGUUACGAAGAGGAAACACGAGCGCCACGCUUCUCUUACGCCCACCGUUUUUCAUCAAAACCGAGGAAAUUAGGAAGACAGGCCGCGUUGUAGUACCUUCAUGGACCUGUUGAUUAAUAACCUGCACAUAUGUUUGGACCCACAGCUGAACUCUGAGUCAGUGUAAAGGGUCUGAGCUUUAGUGAAAUGAGGUUCACAAUUCAGUCUGCUGUGGUUCAAAUGUUCUUGAGAGUGACGGAGCUCCUCUGGAUCGUCUCUGCAGCAGCAGGAGGAAGAAUUAUGUUUUUCAUGGCUGCGUCUCGUUCAUGUGACCUGCAGAAAGCAGCAGUAACAACGAUGUGCUCAAGUAUGUCACAUGAUCUGUCUGUAGUCCACAUUCAGAACACUGGAGUUUCUCCACAGCUGUGGAGACAUCUCAGCUCACUAGCCACUGCAAUCCAGAAACACAGUCCAGAGUGUAGCUAAACCCAUUUUCAGUUAGUAUGUUUAAUUGUUUUAUUCUAAAAUAUAUUGUUUUUUAAGACCAUUGUUGGUUUUCAUCUAGUUUAAACCAAACCACUCUGCUGGAUUUAGCUAGUAGCUAGUGAGCUGAUUGGAGACCUAAACAGCCAAUCAGAAUUUUUGCAUCCAAGUCUGUGAUUGGUUGGUUUUGUGGCACAUUUAUAACGUUGUACAGAGAGUUAAGAGUGCAGGCAGCAGAGAUGUAGAGAGCAGGUCUGCAGACGUCUGAGCACACAGAGCAGAGAUCUGAGCGAGAGCGGCUGUUAUUGUGUGUGUGUGUUUAUGGAUAUUAGCAAACACUGAAACACUGAGUUUUCUUCCUUCAAAGUAAUUUUCUCCUCAAAAUGCAACAUUUGUACUUGCAACAAUGAUUUCCAUGCGCUCAGAAUAGAUGCACAAAAAUAACGCCAUAGAUUCGAAAGAGUUUCAGGGCCACGUUAAGAACCUGUUUGCUCAUGUACACCGGGUCAACGCAGUGCAGUGAAGUUAACCAUAUUUGCAUCAUAAUCUCAUCUCAGAGCAUUCAGCAGAGAGAAGAUCUGCUCUCUGUUCUCAGCGUGCUCACCAUGACCUAAAACUUCAAAAUAAAUAGAAUAGAAUAGCUUCCAUUGUCACUACCAGUGUUGGGAAGGUUACUUUUAAAAUGUAUUCCACUACAGAAUACUGAAUACAUGCC
Molecule: messenger RNA, 4154 nt
Organism: Oreochromis aureus
Lineage: Eukaryota; Metazoa; Chordata; Actinopteri; Cichliformes; Cichlidae
Product: mothers against decapentaplegic homolog 4-like
Exons: 11
Coding region: 265-1920 (551 amino acids)
Biological process (GO): regulation of transcription by RNA polymerase II; transforming growth factor beta receptor signaling pathway; SMAD protein signal transduction
Cellular component (GO): heteromeric SMAD protein complex
Molecular function (GO): RNA polymerase II cis-regulatory region sequence-specific DNA binding; DNA-binding transcription factor activity, RNA polymerase II-specific; I-SMAD binding
Source: RefSeq, a predicted model, not a curated record